Messenger RNA from Arctia plantaginis, 372 nucleotides. NCBI's taxonomy places the organism in Eukaryota, Metazoa, Arthropoda, Insecta, Lepidoptera, Erebidae. The record is from the annotation of a GenBank genome assembly.
AUGGAUACUGUAGUUAAGAGUAUGCUGGAUGAUGACGAUGCGGAGGAAGAAAAGAAGGGGUUUGUGUUAUUUGGCAGAGAUAUAUCUAAAAUACCCUGUUUUAGAGAAAGUUUUCUUUAUGGGAUAGCAACAGGAGUUGGUGUUGGAAUAGCUGCCUUCUUAAAAACAUCUCGUCCAAUGUUAUCACAGCAUAUAGGAGUAGGCACAUUUUCAAUUACUACAAUGGUGUACUGGUCAUUCUGUAGAUAUCAGUGGUCUAAGCAAAGAUUUGAUGCUCAACUAUUGCAAGAUGCACUUAAAGAUAAAAUUAUGUAUGAAGGUACAGUAGUGGAGAGAGAGUUGGAGCAGAAAGGCAUAUUAAAAUCUGCAUGA